This is a messenger RNA of Penicillium nucicola, 855 nucleotides long. RefSeq lists its product as uncharacterized. The transcript has a single exon. The record is from RefSeq and is a predicted model, not a curated record. Lineage: Eukaryota; Fungi; Ascomycota; Eurotiomycetes; Eurotiales; Aspergillaceae. The coding region runs from base 1 to 855 and encodes 284 amino acids.
AUGGCGAUUUUCGACUCCGAGAAGCGCCCACGGGGCCUGCGCGUUCCAUCGCUCACCGCGAUGAAGUCCAGCGCAGCAGCCAGGUCACAAUUCUCCUUCCACAGCAAGAAAUCCACCGAAUCUGUUCCUUCCGACGAGUCAGCACCCAAGUUAGCUCCUAUUCCUCCAGCUAAGCCGGCGCCUCCGCCAAACAAGGAAUUGCCCUCUCCACCGACGGAAGCCCAAUCCCCGAACAUCAAUCCAUACUUCCCUCCAAUCCCCUCCCACCGCGAUGGUGCCCAGGAGCGGCGCCCAAUUGAGCGAGUCCCAGUGCCAGCCCCAACCUCAGCUCCAAGCCCUAUCAGCCCAAGCCAACCUCGUACAACGGGCAUGCGCUCGCAACCCAAGCCCCAGCCCCAGCCCCAGCAUCAGCCAGAUCUGAACACUGUCCAGCAAGCACAAGCACAAGCACCACCAGUCAUACUGUCACCACCAGACUCCCUCCCAGCACAAGAACAACCCCCUUCCCCAGCUCUGGAAGACUUCAUCCCAACACCAGACAGCACAGAACCACCACUAGAUGGGCAAGCCAUGACAGCACGUGAUUUGGCACCGUCACCAUUCGUCCCGCCGGAGGUUGAGCCCGUUGCGCCAAAGCUGAACAAGACGCACUUCCAAUGCCAUCAGGCACAUCGCAACAUGCCAGUUGCGCAGAACUUGUGGUGUCCGAUGCCAUGCUUUGCGUGCCAAAAGUUUGAUAUUGAGAUUCGACACCGCUGCGUCUUCUGUUGUCUGCGUGUCUGCGAAGGGUGUUAUCAGACGCUGCAGACCUGCAAGAAUCGCUCUUUGGAGGAGUUGCUCGAGCGUGUCUCUUGA